UCAACGGUGCUCCGGGUCUCCUCGUCGCCAUAUUGUGUCCAACCUGUGCUUGGGAGGCUCCUAGCUCCCAAGACUCCCCGCUCCUCUCCUUCGCGGCUCCAUCCCCUGACCUUACUACUCUGUGUUCUUAAAAGGAUACAGAACCCAUUUUCCUGUUUGUGGCGCGUAAUGGCUUGCUAACCUGUCCAAGAUGUGUGUUCUCGCUGUCAGGGGAGUGCAGGUCCCUCGCCUCGCCGCGGUGGUGCAUGGACACGCCGCCCGCCAUGGACAAGAAGCCCGUGCCCAGGCCGCCCCAGCUGCCUGUUAGGAGCGGCACCGAAGGCACUGUUAAAGACUAUGGAGGGAAAAAGAAUGCGGGCCAAUUUGCCCGCAAGAGGGAGGGGGACCGUCCCGACCCGGGGAGGAAGCCGGUGGGCGGGCGCGGUGGGAGGGCGGGCCAGCGCUAUGUCCGUCCCAGGGAGAAGAUGGGUGGCAAGGUAGAGCCUGGGGGAGUACAUCAGGAAUCUGGGUCACUCUACUGUGCAGGAAGCAAAAAGCAGAAUAUUACCCACCUGCUGGACUGGUGGGGCCCUGGACACAGGCCCCAGAGUGGUGGCGGAGGGAGGGGUGCUAGGGUGAGGCGCCACUCCUCCCACGUCCCCAAGUACAGCAAGGAGCAUUACCUGCAGGCCAACUGCCAGUUUGUUGUGGAUGACAGUGAGGACUACUCUAUCUACUCUGCCAAUCAAGACCUCUUGGUAGAGUGGAAGUAUGUGGAGGAGGUCCGACUGCACGUCUCAGCGGCACCCUUCUGCCCCAUCUGCCUCCACCCUCCCACUGCUGCCAAGGUAACUCGCUGUGGCCACAUAUAUUGCUUCCCAUGUGUGCUUCACUACCUGGCUCUCUCGGACAAGAAGUGGCGCAAGUGUCCCAUCUGCUAUGAACCAGUAUCAAGGGAGGAUCUUAAAAGCGUGGUUGCCAUCUGCCACAAGGAGUUUGACAUUGGGGAAGAAGUGGAGCUGCAGCUGAUGCGUCGUGAAAGAGACUCCCUUUUACCUGUGCCCGCUGCUGCCUUCUCUCAGCAAAUCAUCAGCCAAACUCCUCGCCUGAGCCACCCUACUGCUGCUACACGCUAUGCUAAGCUCCUCGUUGCAUCCAAAGAAGAGGUGAAGUCCCUCAUUGUGGCUAGAGAGCAGCAUGAGCUGGAACUGCAGCUGGUAGAAGAAGGGGACCAACCAGAAGCUUGCUUCUUGCAAGAAGCCCUUGCCCUUCUCCAGGCCCGCCAGGACUCCCUCGGUGAUAACACAACACCUGACAAUCCUUUAUUCUCUCUUGAGGAAGGAAUGGAAGCAGUGUCACUCUCCAGCCCAGAAGAGCCAUCGUCCAGUGAAAGUCUUUCGUCCUUUGAAGAGGUGCUUAGUCCUCUGUCACCAGUGGCAGGGGAAGCUGGUGCUGUGCUUGAUGAACAGCAGCCUCAGAGCCAAGAAGUGGAGCAACCUCAGUCAACCAUCACUGUACAGGAUUUGGAUAUCUCCCAGCUGCAGCCCGUCAAUGCCACCAGUCCAGGACAGGUACAGCGCAAUGCUCCCAAAGCUACCUUUUACUUCUAUCAAGCCAGCAAUGGAGCACACAUAUACCUUCAUGCCCUCAAUGUUCAGAUGCUGGUGCAGGAGUAUGGUGCCCUAGAGAACUGCCCACACACUCUUAGCGCCAAGGUGGUGGAGAAGGAGACUGUGUCCAUGACUGAGGAUUUGCGAAUGCGACUGAGGUAUCUACGACAUUUGCCAGUCACCUGUAACUUUGAUGUGGUUGAGGUGGCUCUGCGUAAUCCUGUUGUCUCCAAGGGCACCAUUUUGAUGUUCCAGGACCAAAUUGAGACAAGGAAGCGGAAGAGAAACAGACGAGCUCGUGAAGAAAGAAAGAUUGAGAAGCGUGUGCAGGCGGAGGAGGAUCGCAUGUUGGGCCGUUCCAAGGGAGCUACCAACAUCAAGAUUGAGUCCUUCAAGCAGUUUCCUUCAUUCACUGAAGAGUUUCCAGCCAGAACCACCAAUGAAGUGAAUGAAGUUGGUGUUGGUGGAAGUGAGGGUGCUGGCAGUGAGCUUGGCUCCAGCCCCAAGAAUGAGACGCUGGGCUCACCUCCUAAUACCAUCGCAACUGGCAUGUCAUUUGCAAAGAUGAUUCGUGAAGGGCAAGUCAAGGCACCCCAACCUGGCAGUGAGCCUGUGGACAUGGGCAGAGGAGCUUGGCCCACUUUAGGAGGACCUGUCUCCAAAAGUGACUGGCCAACAUCUCAAAAGAGCUCUGGUGUUGGCUCGGCUGGCCGUGGAUGGGGAGGGAGAAGUCGAGUGAGUGAGUCCUCUUGCGGGAACUGCACUGAGGAAGAGGAAGAGACCGCUGCUCCUCCAGAGUACCGACAUGCCUUCAGCAAUGCCAUGGCUAAGGCUCUUGAUGCUGCUACUGCUGCCAAGAAAUCUGCAGAACCACUAAUUACAGAAGCCGAGGAAGUCAAGGAUGGUGGGAAGCGAGGCAGAAACAAGAAGAAGCAAAAGAAAGUCCUUCUGUUCUCAUCUGGAGGCUUGAACUGAACAAGGAAUGCAAGCUGCUGGUUGGUUAGAAGAAUCAACCAGUUCAAGAUUACUUUGAGGUUAUUGCAUUAUAUUCAACCACUAAUGUUUACUUUGUUACAGUUGUCAAAGUAAUAUUGACCACUUCAUUUUGUAAUGGUAAUUACUGCAUAGUUGUUUAUGGGUUAUGUUUUGUCAGUUAUUGGGAAUCUCGUGACAAUUUAUCAGUCCUAACUUUGUUGCUGCCAUCACGUGGGUAAAUCUCUUUUUAUCCUAACACAGCUAUAUGUUGAGUUGGAAUCCUAUGGUACUUUAUUUUAUACCCCAACCCCACACUUGUGUGGAAUUGGAAUGUCAAUUUUAAGUUAUUUAUUAAAAGAAUAAAAAGCCAAAACUGCUUUUUCCUCUACUUGGAAGCAGUGUUAGUGUAUACUGCUACAUGCUUCCAGAAAAUUUAAGUUAGACGGUAUGAACUUAUAUGAAGAUGGAGUACGUAUGAAAAAAAACUUGCAGUUUUCUAAACUGUAACUAUAAAAUGUGGGUUUUAAGUUACACAGUGGCAUUGAAUAGACCAAUGUAAUAAUUUUGCUUUGGGUGGCUGCUGCUAUCCUUUUUGUUUCUGGCAGACCUGAAAUGUUAUAAAUCGUAUUGCUAAAAGAGGCUGAAACAUGAAUCAUCUGUUGCUUAUUUAGUCACAAUAAAUGGUAAAAAGUUAA
Molecule: messenger RNA, 3259 nt
Organism: Eriocheir sinensis (Chinese mitten crab)
Lineage: Eukaryota; Metazoa; Arthropoda; Malacostraca; Decapoda; Varunidae
Product: RING finger protein 10-like
Exons: 14
Coding region: 246-2564 (772 amino acids)
Biological process (GO): positive regulation of transcription by RNA polymerase II
Molecular function (GO): transcription cis-regulatory region binding; metal ion binding
Source: RefSeq, a predicted model, not a curated record